Messenger RNA from Diuraphis noxia (Russian wheat aphid), 2316 nucleotides. RefSeq names its product zinc finger MYM-type protein 1-like. The record is from RefSeq and is a predicted model, not a curated record. Lineage: Eukaryota; Metazoa; Arthropoda; Insecta; Hemiptera; Aphididae.
AUGGCCGAUCAAGAUAUUACAGAUAUGCUAACGGUUUGGGAUUUAGAAACCUAUGUAAACAUAUUUAAAGAACAUGGAAUAGAUAUAUCUUGCUUGACAAUUAUCACCGAAGAGAUGAUACAAGAAAUAAUACCAAUGGUUGGCCAUAGGGCAAAAUUUAAAGUUAAUCUAGAAGAAUGGUGUAAAAUGAUUACCCAAGUUAAUGACCAAUCGUUUAAUAAUAUGGUUAUUUUAAUAAUACUUACAAUGUCAAAAUAUCUCAGUGGUUCAGCAAAAAGGAAAAUGAAAAUAAAAAAAGAUGAAGAAAUAAAGAAGUUGAGAGGUUCAUUAAAUAUAUUUCUAGUAAAAAACAAUUUGGAUAAUGCUGUUGACAAGUGUGCUAAAAAUGUAAUUAUUAAAACAAAUGAAAAUACUGAUGUGCAAUCGUCUGGGACUUGUGAUGAUACUGAACCAGACAUAUUUGAUAAACCAGUUGAUAACUGUUCUACCAACUUAAUUAGUCAAAUAAUGAAUGAAAAUAAUGAAGUGGAAUCGUCUGAGACUUGUGAUGAUACUGAGUCAGGCAUAUUUGAUAAACCAGGUUUAGAUUUAACAAAUGAUUAUCCAACUGACCGUGGACAUUUUAAAGAGUAUGAUACAGUAAAAUCUGAUUUGAAGAGAAGAAUUAAUGAUUGGCACCAUAUUGGAGAAAAAAUUGGAACACAUGAAAUUUCUCAACAGCAUAUUCAAGCCACUGAAGUCCGAGUACGUUGGUUAAAAAAUGAAACUAUAGACAAACAUAUGGAAGAUGAAAUUAUUAAAGAAGCUAGUUUUUGGAGAAGKGUUUUAAUUAGAUUAGUCAAAAUCAUUUUAUUUUUAACUGCAGGGAAUACUGCUCUCCGAGGAAAUGAAAACAAAGUAUUAAAUAUAUUAGCAAGUGAAGUAAAACGAUCUAAAUAUUAUUCUAUAAUAGUAGAUUCGACACAAGAUAUAACAAAAAUUGGUCAAUUGAGUGUUAUACUGCGUUAUGUUGUUUUAAACUACGAAACAAAAUCAUUUGAAGUAAAAKAAUCUUUUUUUGGGUUUUUUGAAUUAAAGAACCAUGGCUCAAACGAUUAUGAAAAUCUUAUUUAUGAUGUGUUGCAAAAAUACAAUUUAGACAUCCAAAAUUGUCGAGGCCAGGGUUACGAUGGUGCAGCAGUAAUGAGUGGAGCUUAUUCAGGAUUGCAACAAAAAAUAUCUUCUACAGUGACGAAUGCACAUUAUGUACACUGCUGCUCACAUAACCUUAACUUAGUGAUUUGUGAUGCAGCAAAAUCAACACAAGUUGCAACGAACUUUUUUACAACAUUACAAACUAUAUUCAAUUUUUUUAGUUCUAGUUGUCCUAGAUGGGCAUCACUUGCAUUUGGUGAUGACACUGCCAAAACAAUUAGACUUAAAGUAUUAAAAAUAGUUUGUCCUACUCGCUGGGAGUCUCGGCACUCAUCAGUAUCUGCAUUAAAACAAAGGUAUAUAGGAGUUAUAAAAUCAUUAACAUACAUGAGUUUAUCAAGUAAUAAAGUAGAUGAAAAACAUGGCAAUUUCAAUUUAAAAAAAAUAGAAUAUUUUGAAUUUUUACUUAUGUUAUGUUUAUGGGAACGAGUAUUGCGUCCUUUGCAUGGUAUCUCUAAACUUUUGCAGAAGCAAGACAUUGACCUCCAGAGAGCAUUAGAUAGAUUGACUGAUGCCUAUACUUGUAUGCAGCAACUAAGGAAUGACUAUUGUAGUGUAGUUGAAGAUGCAAGCAACAUGGCAAUUAAAUGGGGUAUUCCAACUGAUGACAAAGUGGCUUGCCAAAAACCAGCAAGAUUGUUUUUUGAUGAAAUAGAUGGCGACCGACGGAUGAAUAUCACACAAGAUAAUUUUAAAAUAAAAGUAUUUUUACCAAUUGUUGACACAAUAAUAUGUCAACUUAAAGAUCGCUUUAAAGGUUUACAUAACGUUUGUAGCAUUUUCAAUUUUUUGAAACCUCAAACACUUUUAGGACCAGAUGAAAUUACUAUAAAAGGAUCAUAUGACUUUAUACAAAUGUAKCAAUCAGAUAUUAGUUCUGAUUUAACGAGUCAACUGCUAUCAAUCAAAGAAAUUAUAAAAAAUAAAAAUUUGAAUAGUAUCCAAGCACUGGCCUCGUUUAUUCUCGAAAACGACUUUGCUACGAGUUACUCUGAUAUAUUAGGUGCAUGUAUAAUUUAUUUGACAUUGCCAGUAAAAAGCAAAUUAAGAACAACAAUGACACAGGAAAGACUUGAAUCCAAGACUUUGUGGACAAGUUUGCUGAAAAAGAUAGGCGUAUGA